Molecule: messenger RNA, 1123 nt
Organism: Taeniopygia guttata (zebra finch)
Lineage: Eukaryota; Metazoa; Chordata; Aves; Passeriformes; Estrildidae
Product: RNA polymerase I 16 kDa polypeptide-like
Biological process (GO): transcription by RNA polymerase III; transcription elongation by RNA polymerase I
Cellular component (GO): RNA polymerase I complex; RNA polymerase III complex
Molecular function (GO): DNA binding; protein dimerization activity
Source: RefSeq, marked provisional
GGAGCCCCGAGCCGCCAUGGCCGGCAGCGGCAGCGGCGGCGGCAGCGGGCCCGCGCUGGAAACCGUGAGGGGCACCGCGAGCCGGGCUGGGGUCGCGGCCGGGAGGUGGAGCGGGAGGCCGGGCCCUGCUGCUGAGGGAAAGCGGCCUCACGUUGUGCCGGGGAGGGUCAGGCUGGAUAUUAGGGGAAAUUCCUCCACGGACAGGGCUGUUCUGCCCAGGCAGGGGUGGAGUGCUUUAAAUCCUGCAGGGAUUUACAGCCCUGUGGAUGUGGCACCUGGGGACAUGGGUUGGGCUGGCCUCGGCAGUGCUGGGGAAUGGCGUUGCUCGGUGGUCUCGGAGGGCUUUUCCAACCUCAGUGAUUCCGUGCUUCCAUGAUUCUGUCAUUCCCAGACAUUGGCAUUGCCAUCAGGGCAAAUGGUGUCAGGAUGGCUCCAAGGGACGCUCUGUCAUGCUGUGGUGAACAGCAGCAAGUGGAGGUCAGGACUAGCCUGGUUUAAAACUAGGUGGAAUUUUGGAGCUUUCCCUCCUCCCUGAAGGUGUUUUGGUCCCACAGCAGCACCAGAGGUGGCCCAGUGAGAUCUACAACCCUCCUAGUUACUCUGGGGAGCUGAUCCUCACCCUUCAGGUGUCCCCCACCUCAGGGAGGUCACAGCUUCUCUCCUCUCCCACUGGUGACAGAUCCAGGCGGAUGGGACAGAUGGGAACUGCGUCACAUUCGUGCUGCACGACGAGGAUCACACCCUGGGCAACUCCCUGCGCUACAUGGUCAUGAAGAACCCUGACGUGGAGUUCUGUGGCUACUGCAUCACACACCCCUCAGAAAGCAAGAUCAACUUCAGGAUCCAGACCAGAGGAGCUCUUCCUGCUGUGGAGCCAUUCCGGAAGGGGCUGAAUGACCUGAUGGGUGUGUGCCAACAUGUGCUCAACACCUUUGAGAGGAGCAUGAAGGAGUUCAGGGCACAGAAGGAGGAGGAGAUGCAGUAGCCUUUGGGAGUGGCAUGGAUGUGGAACCUCUGUGUGUUGAAUUCCCUGUGUCCAAACAAGGUCGUUUUUGUUGGGGUUUUUUUAUGACUUUGCUGCAAAUUGUAUUUUCUUUAAUAAUAAAAAGUUUAUUAAUUUAGA